UUGUUUUUAUUAAUUCUCUAUUAAUUAAUUAGAUUAACUUCAAAUGUUUAACACCUCGAUUGUCUUUUAGUGUAAGUACAUAAUGUUUGCACGAUUUCUUCCUAACAACUUCAAAGAACUGACUAGGCAGAUUGUUUUUGUGCCAAAACAUAAGCCACCAGAGCCAAAAGAUGUCGAAAUACUGCGAGAAUUUAUCAGCAGGCACAAAAAAAUAUUAAUUCUUACUGGAGCGGGUAUUUCUACAGAAUCUGGAAUACCUGAUUAUAGAUCGGAAGAGGUAGGAUUAUACGCUCGCAGUAACCAUAAGCCAGUUCAAUACCAGGAAUUUGUGAAGUAUCCGAAAGUGAGGCAGAGAUACUGGGCUAGAAACUUUGUUGGUUGGCCCCGGUUUAGUGGUGUACAACCAAACGCUUCACACUUAUCCAUCAAUAAUUUAGAAAAGGCAGGAAAAGUGACAGCAAUUGUGACUCAGAAUGUUGACCGUCUGCAUCAGAAAGCUGGUUCAAAAUAUGUCAUCGAGCUUCAUGGGUCUGGGUACAUAGUGAAAUGUUUGAGCUGCCCAUAUGCGAUCGAUAGGAAUGACCUGCAGGAGGUGUUAAUGAAAAACAAUCCAGCCAUGGAAAGCAGUUUCACGAUGAUCAGGCCUGAUGGUGAUGUUGAGUUAUCUAAAGAACAGGUAGAUCAAUUUAGAGCUCCCUUGUGCCCCAAGUGUGAAGGGCCUCUGAAGCCAGACAUUGUUUUCUUUGGAGAUAAUGUCCCAAAGCAAAGAGUGGAAGAAGUGAGGAAUCAGGUUUCUAGCAGUGAUGCUGUAUUUGUUGUUGGUUCAACCUUGACAGUCUAUUCAAGUUAUAGGAUAAUUCUACAGGCUAAAGAAGCUAAAAAAGAAGUGGCUUUAUUAAAUAUAGGCCCUACUAGAGCGGACAAUAUUGUAGACAUCAAAGUAUCCACCAAGUGUGGAGAUAUAUUACCUCAUUUAUGUACAAUAUAAGUAAAGGUGAUUUUAGAUAGCUAAUUUAUUCAUUAUCAUUAGUGUGUUAUCGCUGGCUACCUCAUUGUGUUCAUACAUGUUUUAAAUAUAGUUUAAAAUAAAACCCAUUAUUGGCAUUUCAUUUUUAAUAUUCAUAAAAAUAAGAGGUAAGAAUAAGAAUACAGAACUGAUUUAAACAAGUGGGUUGUCCAGGGAACUGAAAAUAUAUUUGUUCAGUCAAUACUACAAAUCAGCAUCAAAUACAUUUAUCUGUCUGUUUAUUUGUCUAAGUAUGAUAAUUAAACCAAUCCAAAUAACAGUACAUGAUGCUAACUUCCAUUCAUAACUUAAACAUUGAGCAGGAAUAAAUAAGAUAAUACCUAAAUCAUUUCCUAAUAGGCCUGUCAUUUUCAUCUUUAGGAACCACAAUAA
Molecule: messenger RNA, 1399 nt
Organism: Cydia splendana
Lineage: Eukaryota; Metazoa; Arthropoda; Insecta; Lepidoptera; Tortricidae
Gene: Sirt4
Product: NAD-dependent protein deacylase Sirt4
Exons: 4
Coding region: 83-988 (301 amino acids)
Cellular component (GO): mitochondrial matrix; nucleus
Molecular function (GO): NAD-dependent protein lysine deacetylase activity; NAD+ binding
Source: RefSeq, a predicted model, not a curated record